AUGAUCAAUCCCACAGCUUUCGCAAAGACCACACGGAGCUCGGCGAACUGGGCCGACGCCUCCAAGCGCGUCAUCAAAGCGUACCGCGACUGGUACCGAGCAGCGCCCGCAAUCGUCAACCUCUACGUCCUCGAUGUCCCGACUCCGGCCGUCCGCGCAAAGAUCCGGCAGGAGUUUGAGCGCAGCCGCUACGUGCAGCAGCUGCCGGUCGUGGACAUGCUCAUUACAAAGAGCGACAUGGAGUUCCAGGAGACCAUGAACUACUGGAAACAGAUCCCCCAGCUCAUGAAGUACUUCCGCUCCGAGGAGGACUCGAGGAGUCAGGUUCCUAAGGACUUCAUGACGGGUUUCCUCGAGGUAUGCCCCAUGAAAAACUAG
Messenger RNA from Tricharina praecox, 378 nucleotides. RefSeq lists its product as uncharacterized. The transcript has 3 exons. The record is from RefSeq and is a predicted model, not a curated record. NCBI's taxonomy places the organism in Eukaryota, Fungi, Ascomycota, Pezizomycetes, Pezizales, Pyronemataceae. Gene Ontology annotation, biological process: response to oxidative stress. Bases 1 to 378 code for a protein of 125 amino acids.